Messenger RNA from Glarea lozoyensis ATCC 20868, 2247 nucleotides. Its product is annotated as LipA and NB-ARC protein. The record is from RefSeq and is a predicted model, not a curated record. Bases 1 to 2247 code for a protein of 748 amino acids. The transcript has 2 exons. Lineage: Eukaryota; Fungi; Ascomycota; Leotiomycetes; Helotiales; Helotiaceae.
AUGGCGUUUCGACCGAGUCAUUAUCAGAUAGAUGAAGAGGAACCACCGCCCCCUUAUUCAGAGACUGAUUUCCUAGACGACUAUUAUUUUGAGGAGCCGGCACCCGUGAGGCCUCCGCUGCCUCCAAGAUGUGAUUCUCAGACGCCGCCGAUUCAAUCGGGUUCAAGUCAAUUCAAAGUCCCGCGAAAGCCUUUAAGGUCGUAUAAGAGUUCUCCGGAAGUGAAUCUUUGGGCGCAAAAUCAUGGCCAUCGAGACGGACGGCCCAAUGAGAGGAUGGGUCAGGAAUGGCCCAUUCACAAUGGUCGACAAAUGGCACCCAUUCACAGCAGUCGGGAGUAUCAGAGACAAGGAUACAAUAAUGCGAUGAUUGUUCCUCCAUUGCCUCCUCGACCUAAAAUUUAUAGAAAGGAAGUUGUACAGGUUCGGACUCGAGAAAUACAACAACAUUCGCAGUUUCAAAACCAGCCGUCGGACGACAUGUUUCGACGCAACACGGAGAAGUUGGGGAUGGAAGAGCAGGUUUACGAGAAUGUUGACGCUUCGGCUGAAACUCUUGUUCUAAGUCCUACCGCCUCUAGCACCAGUGUUGUUAGCAGUUUCAGCAAAUUAUCAGUCAAAACUCUAGUCAACAGAGCUCAGACUUUACCUAUUACCGCCGGCACUGAUGGCAGCUCACCCGGAACCCCCAAUACAAAAGAAGUCAAUUUCGCAUCCAGAGCAUUCAAACAAACCGCUGACCGCAUUGACAACUUUGUCCCGCACCCAGUAGAAAGCAACAAGCAUUUCAGCGUCAUCCAACAUUCAUCCGGCAUUGUCAGGUACAACGGCACUAAAACCGAACUUGCCAUUAGUAUCUUCGCAGCUAAACCUUUGCCCGAAAACCGAACUAUCUGGUUGCAAAUGAGAGGUUGGAGCGGGGAAGCCGGCAUGAAAGCUAAAGCUUUCUUUGGUAGUAAUGGGAAUUGGCUCGAGGUGACGCCGAACUUACGUCUUGAAGCUUCCUCGUUGUCUCCCCAGAAGGAAGACAAAUAUCAAAAGAGCAUCGCCAAAUUCAGGAAACGCUCUUUGGGUAAAGAGAGACAAAAGCAUAUCCUUAGAGAGACGGCAAUUAUCCGUAUUCCAGCAGUGGUUGAAGAUGGUUACUACCAAUUCGUCAUCUGCGCCGGCGAGAAGAAGAAAGUGUUGUGCACCAGUCCCACAUUUCGAUUUUUCUCUCUGUCCAUGAACGCUCACUGCCUGAGGGGAGCAAGUCUAUUAUCGAUGCCCCUCGAGGUCGGCACGAUGGCAGUUCAAACGAGUAUUAAAACUGCGGCUGGAACUGCCUAUGCAGCCAUCGCAGUUACCGAGAAACUCCAAAAGGUCACCACAAAUAAGAAAGUGAAGGCUGUCAUGAGCUCUGUGACGAAGAUGGCUGAAUCUCGAGCUGCUAAAACUUCCUUGGCGGUUAUGGAAAAGGGGGCUGCGAUGGCGGCGGAGGCGGCGGGUGAUACUACUGCCAUGGUACUUGGCGAGUCGGUCAUCGUCGUUGGAGGCGUCGAAAUUUCACUCCAAAACGGUCCAGGAAAACUCUACCCCAUCCACCUCACAGCACGAACCCAAACACCAUACAUCCUCCAACCAGAAGAAUAUCCCGACCCGCAAUUCGCCAUGACCCUCUCCGACGUCUCCAACUUCGCUCCCAACAUCAUCGGCUCAUACUUCGGAUGGGCACGCUUCUCACCCCCCAAAAAGUCCGAAGAGAGCGUAGAUUCAACCUGGCAAUCCAUAAUCCUCCAUGCCCUCCCCCCCACAUCCGCACAACUCCAACGCGCAACCAUCUCCUCCGCAAACAAGCUAUUCUUUUCCCUCCAACUCCUCUCCGAAAUCGACACUUCCAUCCCCCCACUCUCCUCUGUCGAAAUAGAACUCAUGGGCUACCUUCGCGCCCCUCCCCCCGUAUCCUACGGUGCUGCACCCAUCCCAAUCCCCGGCGCCAUUCCCGAGCUCAACUACGUCGAUUUCGACGACCGCGCCAUGGCGAUGAUGGUGCUCGAUGAAAUGGCGUGGAGUCCCGAGGCAGCGGCUGCGCUACGACGGGGUGAGAAACUGCAGGGCUUUGCGAAGUUUGUGGGUGGUGUUUCUGAUGUGAAGGGUGUGGCGUUGGGACAGUUGGGGAAGGUUAGUCUUUCGAGUGUGGGGAUUAGAAGUCCCGGGGAUGAGGAGAAGGAGAAGGGGAUGUUUGUUAGUGGGUUUUUUGUUGUGCGGUAG